Molecule: messenger RNA, 3473 nt
Organism: Sipha flava (yellow sugarcane aphid)
Lineage: Eukaryota; Metazoa; Arthropoda; Insecta; Hemiptera; Aphididae
Gene: Myo95E
Product: unconventional myosin-Ia
Exons: 21
Coding region: 166-3264 (1032 amino acids)
Biological process (GO): vesicle transport along actin filament; actin filament organization
Cellular component (GO): actin cytoskeleton; plasma membrane; myosin complex
Molecular function (GO): microfilament motor activity; actin filament binding; ATP binding
Source: RefSeq, a predicted model, not a curated record
UUAGAUAACCUAUUUAAGUGUUUUAGUUUAUUAAAAUUAGUUGUUUUAUUAGUUUAGUAUGUAUUUUUUGUAACAAUCACGACAAAGUCAUUAAUUAAUCGUAAGUUUUAAUUUGUUGAAUUAAGAAUAGUUAGGAUUUUAUUGGUAUAAGACUCAUCUUUCCUCAUGGAUCUCAAUGAUGAAGACGGAAUCUGGGACAGUGUGUUGUUAGAACCAUUGACAGAAGAGACAUUUAUCUCAAAUUUGAACUGUAGAUAUGAUUCAAAUAUUAUAUAUACUUACAUGGGAAAUAUGCUUAUUUCUCUAAAUCCAUAUAAAGAAGUAAACCAAAAUUCUUUACCACUAUGUCGAAUGUAUAUGUCACCAAGAUCAGGCCAUCUACCACCACAUUUAUAUGCUAUGGCUGGAUGGGCUUUUCGCUGGUUAGUAGAUGCUGCUCAGGAUCAAUGUGUUGUUCUACAAGGUAUUUCUGGCUCAGGUAAAAGCCAUUCAAUUUCGGUGUUGCUACAUUGUUUAUGUGGGACCAACAAUAACAAUAAUUUGCUCAAUCAACGUUUGUUGAAUGCCAAUGUCAUUUUAAAUUCAUUUGGAAAUGCCAAAACACAUAUUCAUGGUGAUGCUUCUCGUUUUAUAAAACAUGUUGAUCUAGAAUUAAAUUUUAAAGGGGAUAUUUUGGGUGCUACAAUUACAGGAUAUUUAUUGGAUAAAUCAAGGGUAACAAUGCAAAGUAUGUUGAAUAGGAAUUUCCAUAUAUUUUAUCAUCUAAUUUAUGGUGCUGAUAUACAUUUAUUGAAAUCAUUGAAACUCACCAGAAAUUCAGAAAAUUAUGUUUAUUUGAGGUGUAGCAAUCGUAUUAAACAAAUCGAUAUUGUUAAUUUUCAAUCAGAAUAUCAAUCAAUAAAGUAUGGAUUUGAAAUGUUGGGACUUGAUGAAUCUGAAAUAACCAAUAUUUUUAAAAUAAUUAGCAGUAUAUUAAAACUGGGUAAUUUGAAUAUGGUACCAACCAAUAAUAUUGAUGGAACUGAAGGGUGCAUUAUUACAAAUGAUUAUGAGUUGUAUGAAUUAGGUGAAUUGUUAGGUACUGAUGGAGAGAGUUUAAAAAAAGUCUUAACAUCAUCAGCAUUAUCAUCUGGAAUUUCAGCAAAGGAAGCUCGACAUAACAAAGACAUACUCGCUCAGUCAUUAUAUACUAGGUUAUUUGCAUGGUUAAUAGCAAGAUUCAAUCAAAGUGUCAAAGCAGAAGCAAAGUAUAAGCGAAGAAAUUUAGGCAUUUUAGAUGCUUUUGGAUUUGAUUAUUCUGAUAAUCAACUAGAUUGGGAUAAUUUUGUAUUGAAUUCCUGUAAUGAUAAAAUCCAUAAUUUGUUAAUAACUACCACAUUGAAAGAUGAGCAACAUGAAUAUGCAAUGGAAAGAUUACAGUGGUGUCUUAUUCCAUUUUAUGAUAAUACCUCAGUUUGUGAAUUAAUAUUUAAGACUCGCGGAGGAUUAUUAAGUAUAAUGGAUGAUUUAAUAUUAGAUAGUAAUACUAUGAUGGUUUUUAAAAGAAUUUGUGCCCUACAACGACAGUAUAGUUCAUCAUCUUCUGAAGAACGAAUUAGUACUGCAGUUGAACAAAUAACAUUAAAUGACACUUUCAUGUUAAAUCAUUUUAUGGGCCCUGUUAAGUAUAAUAUUAAUACUUUUGUGGAGAAAAAUAAAAAUAGUUUAAACCCAGUGCUAUGUUCUACAAUGUAUAAUAGUACUCAUCCAUUAUUGAAAUCAUUGUUUCCCGAAGGAAACCCUGGUAGAAUAUCAUCAUGUACAGUCUCUAAUCCUGCCAGUCAAUUACGUGUUUGGGCUGAAGCAUUUUCUGCAACGUUAUCUGGCCGUCAUUGUCAUUAUAUAACAUGCAUAUCACCUAAUCGCCACUGUCAAGCAAAUUUAUUUGAUGCUUCUUUUGUACAACAGCAAGUUAGAUGGUUUAGUCUUGUUGAGAUUGUACGGCUGCGUAGAUCAGGUUUUUGUUAUCGACUUACAUUUGAAGAAUUCCUCAAUCGGUACAAAAUGCUUAGUCCAGCAACAUGGCCUAGACCUCGAUAUGGAAAUACAGCCCGUUCUAUACGGGCAUUAGUUGUGUGUUUACCUAUACCCAGUGGAGAAUUUAUGUAUGGUGUAACUAAAGUGUUUGUUCGUUCACCAAGAUCUGUAUGGGAGUUAGAACAGUUAAGGGCAGAACGACUUAAUCAACUUGCAGCUUUGGUGCAAGAAGCAUGGCAUAGACAUAAACGACAAAAUCAUCCUUAUAGUUUGUCAAAUAAACCUAAACACUUAAGGAUAAAUGAUACACUUUCAGCUGCUAAAUGCAUUACUAGAACAGUAUUAACUUGGCAGAAACGUCAAUAUUUGUUAAAAUUAUCAAGAAGUUUAAGUCCAGCUACAGAGUCACCUAUUAGCAGAGCUUGGGUAACAUUGUCUCAUGCACGAUUUGCGCACACACAUUAUUUGUUAGAGACUUUAUAUCACAAAUGGAGAUGUCACAAAUAUCGAAACAAAUUUGACCAAACCUCAAGAAAUCGUAUGCGUGAAAAAGUUACUGCUAGCUUUAUAUUUAAAAAUCGUAAAGCAAGUUAUAGUCAGAGUGUGGCACAUCCAUUUAUUGGUGAUUAUGUUAAUUUGAGACAACAUACCCAAUGGAAGAAAACUGCUAUGCAGUGUGAAGAUCAUCAUGUUGUGUUUGCUGAUAUAGUUAACAAAAUUACAAGAAGUAAUGGAAAGUUUGUGCCAACACUCCUUGUGAUAUCAACAAAGUCCAUGUUAAUAUUAGACCAAAGAACAUUACAAGUAAAGUACAGAGUACCAGCUGCAGAUAUAUAUAGAUUAUCAUUGUCCCCGUUUUUAGACAAUGUUGCAGUUUUUCAUAUAAAAUCAGCGUAUGUGAGGUGUGUUGAAGAAGAAGAUGAUGAUUAUGGUGGAGAGUGGUCCCCAUCUCCAAGCGGUUGUUUGUUUCACCAAGGACCUGUUGUUGGUCCUUCUGAUAGUACUUAUAAAAAGAAAGGAGAUUUUGUUCUUCAAACCAACCAUGUCAUAGAAAUUGUCACUAAACUAUUUUUAGUUAUUCAAAACGUAUCUGGUAGUCCACCUGAUGUAAACAUAUCUACCAGAUUUGACGCAAGUUUUGGUGAUCAGACAGUAACAAUAGCGUUCAAAUAUUUAGGAUUACCAGAUAUAGCACCAGGUCAAAUAAAAAUUGUGCGUAAAACCAAUAAGAUGGAAAUAUUUGUAUAAAAUAAAUAGUCAAUAAUUCAUCUAUGUGCCUUAAAAUACUAAUAUUGGAGGCUAUCACUGCCAUUUUUUAGUUAAUAAUUAUGAAUUAUGUUGUAGCAUCAGUUAUGUUGAAAAUGUUGGGUGUAAUAAUAUUAUAUAUUAUUAAUCACGUUUUUGUUUAUUAUGAAGUAUUGCACUCUGUUGGAAAUGAUUUAUUAUUUGUUAUUUUA